This is a messenger RNA of Anarrhichthys ocellatus (wolf-eel), 4787 nucleotides long. RefSeq names its product protein ADP-ribosylarginine hydrolase-like. The transcript is spliced from 5 exons. Lineage: Eukaryota; Metazoa; Chordata; Actinopteri; Perciformes; Anarhichadidae. The coding region runs from base 3004 to 3447 and encodes 147 amino acids. The record is from RefSeq and is a predicted model, not a curated record.
CCUAUAUGCAGGGAUGGGUCAAAUGCAGAAGUCAAAUUUCGUGUAUGUGUAUAUGUAUAUGACAAUAAAAUCCUAACUUCCUCUUGUACACGAGAUCCCCCUUUAAAGGGGGCUAGAGGGGGGGCGACAGAGUACACACAUGUGUACAAUUCACUUUUGCGAAACGAAUAAAAAAAAAAAACAUGACUAUAAAAAUUAGUAUUUUCCCCCAACAACAGCAAGAUCCGCAGAUGAAUGAUCCUCAAGGUCCUCAUUUUGAGUCUGUCUGACUCACUCAGUCCAUAUAACUAUCUGUCAUCUUCUACUCUGUUAGUCUUUCUCUUCCGUUUCUCGGAUGGACCAGACAGAGGAUCGUCUUCAGGAACUUUAGCUUGUUCGAUUGGACUAGUUUCAGUUUCCAUGUUGAAGUCGGUGCUGCUUUCAGCAGACUCAUCCCACCAUCUGGCUUUUUUGCAGCUCCUCUCCUCUUCUACUCUGUUAGUCUUUCUCUUCCAUUUCUCGGAUGGACCAGGCAGAGGAUCGUCUUCAGGAACUUUAGCUUGUUCGAUUGGACUAGUUUCAGUUUCCAUGUUGAAGUCGGUGCUGCUUUCAGCAGACUCAUCCCACCAUCUGGCUUUUUUGCAGCUCCUCUCCUCUUCUACUCUGUUAGUCUUUCUCUUCCAUUUCUCGGAUGGACCAGACAGAGGAUCGUCUUCAGGAACUUUAGCUUGUUCGAUUGGACUAGUUUCAGUUUCCAUGUUGAAGUCGGUGCUGCUUUCAGCAGACUCAUCCCACCAUCUGGCUUUUUUGCAGCUCCUCUCCUCUUCUACUCUGUUAGUCAUUCUCUUCCGUUUGUUGGAUGGACCAGGCAGAGGAUCGUCUUCAGGAACUUUAGCUUGUUCGAUUGGACUAGUUUCAGUUUCCAUGUUGAAGUCGGUGCUGCUUUCAGCAGACUCAUCUAACCAUCUGACUUUUUUGCAGCUCCUCUCCUCUUCUACUCUGUUAGUCUUUCUCUUCCAUUUCUCGGAUGGACCAGGCAGAGGAUCGUCUUCAGGAACUUUAGCGUGUUCGAUUGGACUGGUUUCAGUUUCCUCGUCGAAGCCGGUGCUGCUUUCAGCAGACUCAUCCCACCAUCUGAUUUCUUCCCAUUCAUUGGAUGGACCAGCCACUUCCGCAUAUUCGUUAUUGUUAUCAAGAUUGCGAUUGUAAUCGUUGUCAUCUACAUUGUCGUUGUUGAUGCCGUCAUUGUUGUCAAUGUUGACAAUAUUAUUCAUGUUGUCAUUGAAAUCAUAUUGGUUGGCUUCCUCCUCGUUAUCGAUUAGGAGUUCAUUGAUCGCAAUUUGUUCUUCGGCCGUAAGCAUGUCCGGGUAAUAAAACACAUAGGUGUGGGCGUGAUCCGGUACUCCAUCAUUGUUGACAAAUUCCGCCAAGCCCUGGACUCCAACAUAAUUUCGAUCUCCUGUUGGAGUAGGGGGAAAGAUGAAUCCGGGGUCGUGAAUGUUAAGUGUGAUAUGAUUAUCAUCUGCAUUUACAUUUACGUUUUCAGAUCCGUCUCCUAUUUCGUUCAUUUCAACUACUGGUCUGUACUACUACUACUAGAUAGAUAUAGAUAGAUAUAAACUUUAUUCAACCCCAGGGGGAAAUUAGAUGACACAAAUAUACUACCACAAAUAUACAGUUUGUCUCCUAACAAAAAUGUGGGCUUUGAGUGCUGAGCUAUGCUGUUCUGUGUUUUGAUCUGUGAUGUCACAGUUUCCUUGCCUUUAUAACACGUAUGAGUUCUGGAACGGCAUGGUUGAGCUAUGCUGAUCUGUGCUUUGAUCUGUGACGUCACAGUUUCCUUGCCUUUAUGACACGUAUGCGUUCUAGAACGGCAUGGGUGUAGUAUCUUGGAUACUUCCGGUUCAAUGAACCGUCACGUUGUGAUGAUGGCAUUGAUGUGCGCCAGUUAGUGUAAAAUACGAUACAAACAAAGAUGGACGCCCACCGCGCCCUAUGAGACAAACUGGUAUCAUUCGUUUUACUUAGACACUUAAAUGUCUGUAGAAACAGAAUAUUACAUGGUGUCAGAAUAGCUUGGUUUUCACUUCGACCUGACGACGGAAGAUGGAGAACACAGGCGUCCCCACGCCACGGGUGGAUUGGGAUUCAUCUAACCUGCCCGACGCAUGGAGAAAGUUUCGCCAGCAUGUGGAGUUAAUUGUUCUCCGGCCCGCUGAGCGCUAAAGAGGAGGAAUAAAAGUGCAGCUAUCUACUCCUGUGGAUCGGUGAAAAAGGCAGAGAUGUAUAUAAUACAUGGACCCUCACGGCAGAUGAGAGGAAGGUACUCCAAAUGUACUAUGCGAAGUUUGAAGCAUUUGUAACGCCCAAAGCUAACCCCAUUUUCGCGCUAUAUAAAUUCCACGAAAAGAUACAGAAGGAUUGUGAAAAUUUCGACCAGUUUGUGACUGAGCUAAAGCUGCUAGUAAAAGACUGCAACUACCCUAACGGUGAUGAGAUGAUUAGAGACAGGAUCGUUUUCGGUACAAACUCUCCAAGAGUCCGGGAAAAACUACUCUGUCACGGUCCAGAUCUAACGCUCGAGAAAGCGAUCGACAUUGCAGCUCACACGAGCUAUCACAACAGCAGCUAAAGACUAUGGGUUGCCCCGCCGCUAAUACAGCUAGCCAGUCUGUUCAUGCAGUUAGCAGGAAGAGAACACGGUCGCACGGAGCAAUGCCCCGCAAAAGGACGUCAGUGUAACAAAUGCAAAAAGCCCAACCACUUGGCUAAUAUGUGUAGGACAAAAACACAGUAUCAGCCAUCAAAAUACAAGCCCAAGAAAGUCCAUGCUGUUUCAGAAAGCACGGAACAGGCACCAGUGGAUCUGUACAUUGACACUAUGCAAUGGACCGGUGAGACUUCCACUGACCACAGCACGGAGACUUCCUGCAGCAAGUGCAACAUUUUACUGAAAGUAUUCUCAAAUCAAGCCAGAGAGUAACUCCCAUUAGCUCGGCUACAGUGGAGCACUAUAAAGCAGCCAUGUUGCUAAGUGGUGUUGGUGAUGCUCUGGGAUACAGGAACCAGCUCUGGGAGUACAAUGAGUCGGGACCAGCUAUUCAUCAGGAGCUCAAAGAGCUUGGUGGUGUGAAGAACAUCAAGGCCGAGCUCCCUGACUGGCCGGUGAGCGACGACACAGUUCUGCAUCUGGCAACGGCUGAAGGACUGGCCACUGGAAAGGCGGGGGAGGAACUCAUGCAUGAGGUGGCUGCUCGAUAUGUGGAGGGUAUGAAAGACAUGGAUGGGAGGAAACCAGGGCCUUCAAGCAUUUUGGGUGACACAAAGAGUCUCCCAGCUGAAGCCUGGAGAGGAAGGGGGCUACAGAGUGCCCUAGAAUCCAGAGGGGACGGGCUGUGGAGCAGCCAUGAGGUCCAUGUGCAUUGGUCUCAGGUAGGACGGUUGUUCCAUCACGUACCCAGCACAUAAGUCUCGAGUACCCAUUUUUUAGGUGUUCUUGUAUACGAAAAACUAUCUACACCUGUGAUUAUUGUGGCCAAAAGAAUUAACGAUAAAAACAUUAUUGCAAUAUCCUGAAAUAUAAUCAUAAUAAUGCUGUCAGUGAAAUAAUGCUGUCAGUGAAAUUCAUAUUUCAACCAUAACUGUUCGUAUAAAAUAAAUGAAGAGGCGCUCGAUUAUUUACACAAUAUUAUCAUAUGUGUAUUAUUAAUAUGUCCAUUUAUAAAUGUCUAGUGUAUAUAUUGCAACAUGUGGGACAAUAGUAAACAGCUCAGAUCCCUGUCACUGUUUACAAUUUUUAAUAAAAUCAUUUUUUAAUCACUUAAGUUUAUUUGAUUUGAUUGUUUUAAUCAAAACUGGAGUAGACCCAUGAGAGCAUUUUAGGCUUUUUCCCAUGCAUAUUCUUUUAUUAUUUAUGUUAUUGUUAUUUUUGAUGUGCUAUUAAAUUAUUCAAUCAAUCAAAAUCCUUAGAAUAUAAAUACAAUAACAGUCUUAUCCUUAUGCAUUCCAGUUUCAAUGUUCUCUCCUCCAUGGUUAUUAUUUUUUAAUUGUCAAUUAUAUUGCGGUAUUGCCUUCUCGAGCAGGUAGAGGGCAACUUGAUGACUAAGCGAGGGAAAAGGAGAUAUGUUCAAUUCAUAUCUUUUAAAUGGCAGCUGAUCCAGCAAAUCUAAGCACCUCUCUGUUGUCUUUGGACUUUCAUUUGUCUCCUGAAAUCUGUAGGGUGUAGUUUUAGUUUGGGACAUACUUGAUAUUUUUAGUAAUAUGCAAGGACAUUUUAUUCAUGAAGCAAAUUUAUUAAUAAGUAAACUCAGUGUGUGUUACAUCAAAAGGCACGUGUAAAACACCCUUCCACCCAAAAAAAGCAAAGAACCCGGAUACAGACACAGACAGUAACUACAGUUUUAUGUUUGGGGUUAGGGAGCAUUACAGUAGCCCUCCUUGGUAGUUGGUAACAUGAACUACAUUUACUAUGACUUGUUUCGACAUACUAUACUAUGUCGAAACAAGUAGUUUCGACAUACUAUACUAUGUCGAAACAAGUAGUUUCUUAAAAGAAAUGGCUUGAUAUAUAAAUCCUCCCAAUUAUUGAUUUGUUUUUAAAGUGAGAAAGAGUUACUGACAUGACUUUCAAAGUUAAGGUCAGAGUCCAAAAUAACUCCUGACUUACUGUCUCUGAAAUACGAUGAGUAAGUGUGAAUACAUUUCCUCACUCUGGUUUUUGGGAUCUACAAUGAUCUGAUGAUUAUUUUCAAUCGAUUGAUCUUCUGAUUAUUUGAUCUAUUUCUUUAUUUUUUAUUUAUUUAUUUAUU